Messenger RNA from Fusarium pseudograminearum CS3096, 1701 nucleotides. RefSeq lists its product as uncharacterized. NCBI's taxonomy places the organism in Eukaryota, Fungi, Ascomycota, Sordariomycetes, Hypocreales, Nectriaceae. Gene Ontology annotation, biological process: tRNA methylation. The record is from RefSeq and is a predicted model, not a curated record. Bases 1 to 1701 code for a protein of 566 amino acids. Gene Ontology annotation, cellular component: nucleus; tRNA (m1A) methyltransferase complex. The transcript is spliced from 2 exons.
AUGGAUAAAGAGACUGUACAGCCCAACUCAUGGGUCGCCGUGCGGCUCCCCAAUGAGAUGUACAAGGUGUUUCAAGUCGUGCCAAAUACCACCAUUUCCCUGGGCAAAUACGGCUCGUUCCCGACGAAUUUGAUCAUCAAUCGCCCUUUUCACUUUACGUACGAAGUCCAAGAUAGAGUCGAAGGCGAGACGUUCUCGCGACUCCGCGUUGUUCCGGCCAAGGAGCUCAACGCCGACGACUUGGCCGACGCCAACAAGGAAGCGACAGAGCCGGCCGAAGGCGACGAUGUUAUUGCCGCCGCAGACGGAGAGGAACUCACCCUUGUCGACGAGAGUGGCAAGGUCCUUAUUCGAUCGAACCGCGAGAUCAUCGACGACUCGGCGCGACAGACGCUCAAGCCCGAAGAGAUCGAGGAGCUCAAGCGCAAGGGCGCAUCGGCUGGAAAGGAGCUGAUCGCGAAGCUACUCCUCUCGCAUACGGCGAUUGACCAAAAGACGGCGUAUUCGUUGGCCAAGUAUAAGCUUCUCAAGACGAAAAAGUACAUCCGACGAUUUACUGUGCUGCCUCUCGACGUGCCGAUGCUGGCGCAGUGGUUAUUGGAGGAUCGCGAUGCUUCCAAGAUUCUAGAGAUGAGGCAGGAGAUGAUGGCGCUGGUGGGAUGCUGGGCAGACGUUCACUUUAGCGGCGCCGUACCAGAGGAUGCCAGCACGUCGCGGACUGGAAGAUGGUUAGUUGUCGACGACACUGGUGGCUUGCUUGUUGCUUCUCUGGCUGAGAGAAUGGAUAUUCUUUAUCCCAAGCCCGAACCAGAGACAACCGACGAUGCUGCUGCUACAGAUAAGAUGGAACAGAACCAGCCCCAGACUUCAGAAGCUGCCAACCCCACAGAGCAAAAGCCAGAGAGGAGGCGACACCCCAAACGAAGCGAUUUCAACGUUCCCUACGUCAACAAAAACACCCUCACCAUGAUCCACGGCCAGACCCAGCCUAACCUCGCUCUUCUUCGAUACUUCAACUAUGACGCCGCCAACGCCAACCCCUCACCUCCUUACCACCCACUCGACACCAACCUCAUGGACAUCUCCUGGCUACAGCUUUUAGCCCCCGAGGAAGACGACGCUUAUAACAACAAGCCCCCUGAGGCCACCCCCGAAGAGAUUGCUAGCUGGAAGACAAACCGAAGAGGAAACUACCACCGCAAGAGAAGAAGAUGGGCCCGUAUUCGCCAUGUUGUCGACACAACACGUGCCGGAGGCUUCUCGGGCCUUGCAGUCGCAAGCAGCAUGGACCCUAUCUCCAUCGUCCGCAGCACCGUACCCCUAUUAUCAGGCGGCGCCCCUAUCGCCAUCUACUCCCCCAGUAUCGAGCCCCUAACAGAACUCGCCGACUGCUUCAGCGUCGCCCGUCGAGCCGCAUGGGUAUCAUCGCCCCCGGCAGAGGUGGAGUCCAAGACAGCAGAGGAGCUCGAGCGCUGGGAGGGUUCUGAAGAGUUCCCCAUCAACCCCACGCUUCUUCUCGGUGUGACGAUCCAAAGCAGCAGGGCACGACGAUGGCAGGUUCUUCCCGGUCGAACACAUCCCUUUAUGACGGGACGGGGCGGUGCAGACGGGUUCUUGUUGACGGCAUGGAGGGCGGUGCCGGUGGAGGGCAAAAUUGAAGCAAGAGGCAGAUUCAAGCGAAGAAAGGUAGAAACAUCUUGA